UGUGCUGGGAUGGCCAGAUGCAGCCAGGAGACCCCACAAAGUGGCAUGAACUUGUUCCUGGGCACUGUCCUGCUGCUCCUGCUGCUGCCUGAUGUUGCCAAAGGAUGGGACAGCUGUUCCGGCCUGGGUCGGGGCGAUGGGAACUCUGAGUGCUGCAACAUGACAGUGGAGCAGCAGAACCCAGGCAACAGCCGCCGCAUCCUUCGCUUGUCCCAGCGCUGCCCAGAGCUGUGGCACUCUGCCAGCCAUGCUUGUGCCUGCCUGAGGCAGCACUCGUUCAGGCUGCUGCAGUCGGGGCAGCACACUUGGCUGGCUGGGCUGAAGACGCUGCUCCUGAAUGUCAGCAGGGCUGUCACCCAUGACAUCCUCAUCGCCUUCUCCCCAGCAGAGGGCCCCAGCAGGCUGAACACCACAGAGAAAGGGAAGGCAGGUAAAAUCCACCUCCCCAGGGAGAUAUUCCGGUCCCCAAGAAGCAAAAAGUUGCGUGUGGUGGUGACAGUCCUCAAUAUCCAGCAGCUUGGCAUGUUCAAGGAGGUCAACCAGACAGCACAGGUCUUGGACGACACCGUGGUGGGCAUCACAGUGGGAGAGAGCAGCAUCUCGGGGCUGCAGGAACCUGUGCAGCUCGUGUUCCCCCACAGGGAGCUGCCCCAAGGUGUCACCCCACAAUGCGUCUUCUGGGAUCCCAGCAAAGGGCAGGCAGGAGGCUGGUGCAGCAGUGGAUGUGUCACGCAGCCUGGGGACAAGGGGACGGUCUGCUCCUGUGACCACCUCACCUUCUUCGCCCUCCUCUUGAGCCCAGCUCUGGAUGGCUCCACAGCAAAGGCUUUGACGGCUGUUGCCACUGCUGGUUGUGUGGUAGCCAUGGUUUUCUCCAUCUUCACAGUGGCCUUCUGCAUCUUCAUAAGGUGCAGGUUCAGGUUUGAGGAGACCGUCCGCAUCAACCUGGGGCUGCAUGUGAACCUCAUGAGCAGCUUGUUCCUCCUGAACCUGGCCUUCCUGCUCAACAGUGGGCUCUCUGGCAGGACCCACCUAAGCAUCUGUAGGGUCCUGGGGGGGUUCACCCACUACUGCCUGCUCUGCUGCUUCACCUGGAUGGCGCUGGAGGGCUGUCAGCUCUACCUCCUCUUUGUCAAGGUCCUUGGCAUCUACAUCCACCACUACCUGGCAAAGCUGUGCCUGGUUGGCUGGGGCUUCCCUGUUCUCGUGGUGGGAGUAGCAGGAGUUAUUGGCAGCUAUGGAGAAUACAGCAUCCAGACCAUGGACCACCAGGUCAUAGCCCACCUGUGCUGGAUCACUUCCAAACAUCUUCUGGUUCACUACAUCACCAACUGUGGCUACUUUGGCCUCAUCUUCCUCUUCAACACGGCUGUCUUCGGGGUGGUGACCCAGAAGAGCUGCAGCUUGCAGGGCACUGGGGCAGUGCAGGGAUACCAAAAGCCCUGGAAGGUGGCUCUGGUGGCAGCAGGGCUCUUCUGCCUGCUGGGAGCCACUUGGGCCUUGGUAUUCCUCACCUAUGGCAUCUCCUCCACAGCCAUGCUCUACCUUUUCACCAUCCUCAACUCUUUCCAAGGAAUCUUCAUAUUCAUCUGGUUGGUCGUCCUCUACUACCCAAAGACAAGGGAGACCACUGGUUCCCUCUCCUACAUCAUCAGACAUGACAAAACUACCACAGCCUCCCAGGACUAGCUCCUGGUUGGACCUCUCUUCCUGCCUGCACCUGCAUCCAGUGAGAGCAAUCUUCAAUCCUGGCAGAUGCAGCUUCCUCAUGGAGGAAGAGAUGAGUUAACCAUGCCUCAGUUUACCCUUCAGUGGGCAUGAUCCACCUCAGCAGGGCUCUUUGCUUUGUCCCUUUCAUUCCUAGUGGGCUGCCCUGGGCAAAGAGCUCCAGAGAUGAUGCUUCUGCAAAGUCCCUCCAGGCUGCAGUUCCAUGGUCUUGAGGUGUCCCUGAUCUCACUCCCCAGGGGACAAGGAGGAAGCCCACAAAGCAUCUGCCUUCAGGAUGGAGCCAUCACCCUCCUUGCUAGCGGUGGCUUUUGGUGCUGAACCAGCCUGGCAGUGAGUUUCCUGCCACUGGAGGGAGAGGAUUGACUUGCUCCAGCCCAGAUGUGGGAGGUUUGUGUCUGGGAAUCAGCAAAAAGAAGAGGAAAUCCAUGAGCUUCUUUGCAAAACAUCUCCUUGCUCUCUGGCAGAGAUCUGCUGCAUGUCCUUCCUGCAAAACAGCCUCUGGGGCCAGUAGCAAUUCCCUCAUGGACGCUGUGCUCUAGCCAAAAUGCACACACAGCUGCCUUGCAGGGCAACUGCUGUCUUCUCCUGAUCUGUGUUUUAGUAUU
This is a messenger RNA of Cinclus cinclus, 2333 nucleotides long. Its product is annotated as adhesion G protein-coupled receptor G3-like. Bases 10 to 1689 code for a protein of 559 amino acids. The transcript is spliced from 13 exons. Gene Ontology annotation, molecular function: G protein-coupled receptor activity. The record is from RefSeq and is a predicted model, not a curated record. Lineage: Eukaryota; Metazoa; Chordata; Aves; Passeriformes; Cinclidae. Gene Ontology annotation, biological process: cell surface receptor signaling pathway; adenylate cyclase-activating G protein-coupled receptor signaling pathway. Gene Ontology annotation, cellular component: membrane.